AAGAGGCGGUGCUUCGGCUCCACAGCCUUUCUCGGUCUAUGCAGCCGUUAGUUACUUGGCAAGCCGGGCUGAGAAGCGAAGGAUAAGAGCAUUCCUGUGGAAUCAUUAAUGAUAUAGACAGCUAGCAAAGCAGUCGGGGCCGGGGUGACUGUACGCACAAUUUCAUAUGAACAAAACGUUUGCCUGGCUAGCUAAUAUUGUGGAUGAGUCGACCUGCUCGUCAUUUUGAGGGAUUUUUCAAUUGAAUGAAGUAGCCAUCUAUUUUUUAUGUUUUUGGAUAUGAAAAAGGAUUCUUCCAUUUUUUCUGAGGAAAAAGUCAAUGCAUCGAUCCGGUCUUUUGUAUUUUCAAUAUUAGGAAGCAUUGCGUUCCAGUCCAGGGAAGGCGUGUGAAUUAAUUGCGGUGUUCUGUUGAAUUAAUGUCAUUUCUCUCUCUGCAGCUGGCAAGCCUACUGUCUGUGUGUGGUUUCUUCUUAACGUUCGCUCGGUAGUAGACGGAAAAAAAGGGAUUUUUGAACAAUGCGAAAUCCAGCGACUGCAUUCCUGGUUCAUGUCAAGAAAUGUAGCUAGAUAGGAGAUAGCUAUCUUGUUGGAUAGCUAACGUUAACUAAUUAGCUAGCGCUCCUUAUUGCAGUGCUUUCCCUCAAACGUUGUAAUACUGGAUUUCAAGUAAAUAUUUGGAUGUAAUGGGAUAUGAGUGUCUAUAAAAAUAAUUCAUUCAACUGCACGAGCAGCGCCACUUAAAGGUCAGCAUAUUUACUGGGCAGAAAAGAAAAUCAUCUAAAACCAAAGGAUAUACCUUUUUUCUUUUUACAUUGCUGGGAUAAUUGGCUAGCUGACAAUCUACCCAAAAUGGAAUGCGAAGUAUUUACGCCUUUGCUGGAGCAAUUUAUGGUAACCCCGUUGGUUACUUGGGUGAAGACUUUCGGACAAUCUUUUGGAAAAGGUGGCAACAAACUUUCGGAAUACAUUGACCUAGUGGACGGCAUCUGUUUAAAUGAGAUCAUGCUCCAGAUAAAUCCGAAGGCUUCGGUUCAGAGAACCAACAAGAACGUGAACAACGACUCGACGCUGCGGAUACAGAACCUGAAGAUUCUGAUUGGCCAGAUCAAGUCGUACUACCAGGAGACGCUGCAGCAGCUGAUCAUGAUGCCUCUUCCCAACAUCCUGGUGCUGGGCAAAACCCCUCUGUGCGAACAAAGUCUGGAGGAAAUGAAGAAGCUGUUGCUGCUGCUGCUGGGAUGUGCGGUCCAGUGUGAGCAGAAGGAAGAGUACAUAGAGAAGAUCCAGGGCCUGGACUUCGACACAAAGGCGGCCAUCGCGUCUCACAUACAGGAGGUGACCCAUAACCAGGAGAAGGUGUUGGACCUGCAGUGGCUGGAGGCAGGCUCGCUCGCCCCGGAGGACCUGGACUCUCUCUCCAGGAGCAUGGCCUUCCACCUCAAACGGCUGGUGGACGAGAGGGACGAGCAGCUGGAGACGAUCGUGGAGCUGACUCAGGAGAGGGACUGCGGCCAGCUCUCAGCCCCCGCCCCCAGCGCCCAGUCCCCCAAUGACUCUCCCAGCAUGCACCGCACCGAGAGCCGCCAGCACCUGUCCGUGGAGCUGGCCGACGCCAAGGCCAAGAUCCGCCGCCUCAGGCAGGAGCUUGAGGAGAAGAGUGAGCAGUUGAUGGAUUGCCGGCAGGAGUUGGAGAAUCUGGAGGUGGAGCUUAAGAGGAUCCAGCAGGAGAACAUGCAGCUGCUAUCGGACGCGCGGUCGGCCCGGGCGUACCGCGACGAGCUGGACGCCCUGCGAGAGAAGGCCAUCCGCGUGGAUAAGCUGGAGAGCGAAGUGGGCCGCUACAAGGAGAGGCUGCACGACAUCGAGUUCUACAAGGCCAGGGUGGAGGAGCUAAAGGAGGAUAACCAGGUGCUGCUGGAGACUAAGACCAUGCUGGAGGACCAGCUGGAGGGCUCUCGGGCACGCUCAGACAAGCUCCACGAGCUGGAGAAAGAGAGCCUGCAGCUCAAGGCCAAGAUCCACGACAUGGAGAUGGACCGGGACAUCGGCAGGAAGCGGAUCGAGGAGCUCCUGGAGGAGAACCUGGCCCUGGAGAUGGCUCAGAAGCAGAGCAUGGACGAGUCUCUGCACCUGGGCUGGGAGCUGGAGCAGCUGACCAAGGCCCCCGAGCUCAGCGAGGCAGUCCCGCAGAAGUCCCUGGGUCACGAGGUGAACGAGCUGACCUCCAGCCGGCUGCUGAAGCUGGAGAAGGAGAACCAGGCGCUGCUGAGGACGGUGGAGGAGCUGAAGGGCGCCGGCGAGCCCGCGGAGGAGGGAGGCGCGCGCCUCCUCCGGGCGGAGCAGGAGAACCAGAGGCUCACUCAGAAGCUGGAGCAGCUGCAGGCCGAGCUGCGCGCAGACAGGCAGGGUCUGCACAGCUCGGAGAGCCUCAGCGCUGACCUGAUGAAGGAGAAAGCCCAGCUGGAGAAAACACUGGAGACACUGCGCGAGAACUCUGAGCGACAGCUGAAGGUCCUGGAGCAGGAGAACGAUCACCUGACGCAGACGGUGGCGUCGCUGCGGCAGCGCUCGCAGGUGAGCGUGGAGGCACGCGUCCGGGACGUGGAGAAGGAGAACCGCGUCCUGCACGAGUCCGUCAAGGAGACGAGCGCGCGGCUGAGCAAGGCGGAGUUCGAGCGCAAGCAGCUGCGGCGGGAGCUGGAGGAGCGGCGGGAGGCGGGCGAGCGGGCCGAGGAGCUGGAGGCGGAGCUCCGGCGGCUGGAGCGGGAGAACGAGGGCCUGGCGAAGCGCGCGGCGGGCCUGGGCGCCGCCCGCGACCGCGCCGAGGCCCUGGAGCGCCACAACGGCGAGCUGGAGGCGGAGGCGCGGCGCCUGAGGAAGAGGCUGGACGGGCUGCGGGGCACGGAGCUCCAGCUGGAGGCGCUGGAGAAGGAGAACGCCCAGCUGGAGGAGGAGAACCUGGAGCUGCGCCGGUCCGGGGAGGCGCUGCGGGCGGCGGAGCAGGAGAACCGGGAGCUGGAGGCGGAGAGGAGCCAGCUGCGGAAGAGCCUGGAUCUCCUGCGCGCCUCCUCCAAGAAGACGGAGCGGCUGGAGGCCAGCUGCCAGGGCCUGGACACGGAGAACCAGCGGCUGCAGAAGGCCCUGGAGAACAGCAGCCGCAAGAUCCAGCAGCUGGAGGACGAGCUGCGGGAGGUGGAGGCGGAGAACCAGGGCCUGCAGCGCAGCCUGGAGGAGCUGAAGGUCUCCAGCAAGCGCCUGGAGCAGCUGGAGAAGGAGAGCCGGGCGCUGGAGCAGGAGACGGCCCAGCUGGAGAAGGACAAGAAGCAGCUGGAGAAGGAGAACCGGCGGCUGCGGCAGCAGGCUGAGAUCCGCGACGCCUCGCUGGACGAGAGCCACGCCCGCCUGGCCCGCCUGGAGCAGGAGAACCGCGCCCUGGGCAAGGAGGCCGCCGUCUCCAGGGACUCCUGCGGCCGCGUCCGCGACCUGGAGAAGGACAACAAGGAGCUGCUCAAGCAGGCCACCAUCGACAAGAAGACCCUGCUCACCUUACGAGAGGAGCUGGUGAGUGAGAAGCUGCGGACUCAGCAGAUGAACAACGAUCUGGAGAAGCUGACGCAUGAGCUGGAGAAGAUCGGCCUGAACAAGGAGAGACUGCUGCAGGACGAGCAGAACACGGACGACAGCAGGUACAAGCUCCUGGAGUCUAAGCUGGAGUCCACGCUGAAGAAGUCCCUGGAGAUCAAGGGGGAGAAGAUCGCCGCCCUGGAGGCCAGGCUGGAGGAGUCGUCCAACCUCAACCAGCAGCUGCGGCAGGAGUUGAAGACUGUGAAGAAGAACUACGAGGCCCUGCGGCAGAGGGAGGAGGAGGAGCGAAUGGUGCAGAGCUCCCCCCCGAGGGCAGGGGAGGAGGUGCAGGUGGCCAGCAGGUGGGAGAAAGAGAGCCAGGAGGCCACAAGGGAGUUACUGAAGGUCAAGGACCGGCUCAUCGAGGUGGAGAGGAACAACGCCACGCUGCAGGCGGAGAAGCAGGCGCUGCGCACGCAGCUGAAGCAGCUGGACACGCAGAGCGCAAACCUGCAGGAGCAGAUCCUGGCUCUGCAGCGGCAGACCGCCUCCCUGCAGGAGAACAACACCACCCUGCAGACGCAGAACGCCAAGCUGCAGGUGGAGAACUCCACCCUGAACUCGCAGAGCGCCGCCCUGCUGGCGCAGAACGCGCAGCUGCAGAGCCAGCAGUGCAGCGCCGAGAGUGAGCGGGAGGGGGCGCUGCGGGAGCGGGAGGACCUGCGCUCCGCCCACGAGCUGCUGCUGCGCGACCACGAGAAGCUGGCGGCGCUGCACGAGCGCCAGGCCGCCGAGUACGAGGCGCUCAUCAGCAAGCACGGCGGCCUCAAGGCCGCGCACAAGAGCCUGGAGCUGGAGCACCGCGAGCUGGAGGACCGGUACAACCAGCUGCUCCAGCAGAAGGCCCAGCUGGAGGACCUGGAGAAGGCUCUGAAGGCCGAGCAGGAGAAGAUGCUUCUGGAAAGCAAGAACCACGAGGCCACCGCCAAAGAGCUCCACAAACUGAAGGAGGAGAAUGACAAGCUGAACCAGACGUACCAGCAGCUGGUGAAGGACAACGAGGGCCUGCAGGCCGAUCACAAGAGCCUGAAGAGCCAGCUGAACAGCAGCAGGCUGGAGCACACCCGCCUGGAGGCCGAGUUCUCCAGGCUGAAGGAGCAGUACCAGCAGCUGGACAUCACCUCCACCAAGCUGACCAAUCAGUGCGAGCUCCUGAGCCAGCUGAAGGGGAACCUGGAGGAGGAGAACCGGCACCUGCUGGACCAGAUCCAGACCCUGAUGCUGCAGAAUCGGACCCUGCUGGAGCAGACCAUGGAGAGCAAGGACCUGUUCCACGUGGAGCAGAGACAGUACAUAGACAAACUGAACGAGCUGAGGAGGCAGAAGGAGAAGCUGGAGGAGAAGAUCAUGGACCAGUACAAGUUCUACGACCCCUCCCCCCCACGCAGACGAGGGAACUGGAUCACGCUGAAGAUGAAGAAGCUGAUCAAGCCGAAGAGCCGAGAGAGGCAGCGCUCGCUGACGCUCACGCCCCCCCGCUCCGAGUCCAGCGACGGCUUCCUGGGCCCCGCCCCCCAGGACAGCCAGGACAGCUCGUCCAUGGGCUCGCUGGACGACACGCUCAGCCACAAGAGGAGCAGCAGGAAGAGAGAGAAGUACAUCCAAUUGCAGUGCCCCUCUAACGCCCUGAAACGGUUGCCCUUUAUGAGGAACAGGUCCAAGGAGAAGGACAAAGUGAAGGCAGCCUACCGCCGCUCCAUGUCCAUGAACGACCUGCUGCAGACCAUGGCCCUGGCGGGGGCCCAGUGGCCGGGCAGCUCGGAGAACCUGGACGGGCCGGAGGCCCCCGAGGGCGGCCCCCGCAUGGAGCUGGGCUCCAUGGCCUACUCCACCACCGCCAUCAACUACGCCACCCUGCGCCUGCCCUCCCGCCACCGCGCCCAGCAGCAGCGCGCCGCCAAAGACAACGCGUCCAGCGAGGACGUCGCCCCAACCUCAUCGGACAGCAUCAACGGGCCGAGGAGUCAAGGCACAGUGAAUGGCAGCCACAGUCGGCCCCACAGUGAGAGCAGUGGGGAGUUCAGUCUCAGUCUGGAUAAUGAGGCCUGGUCCAGCAGCAGCAGCCCCGUCCAGCAGCCCCCCUCCCACAGAUCGUCCCGCCAGAGCCCCCAAAUCUUCCGCAGGAGCCUGGAGCCCCCCGUCCCGCACGCCCAGGGCACAGCCUCCUCGCCUGGGAGCGAGGUGCUGUCCCUGCAGCAAUUUCUGCGGGAGAACAAGGACCCAGUGGAGUCUGACAGACAGGAGGCUCCCCCAAUGGAGACCAGCCGCAGGACCUCAGAUUCCGCGAGGGCGGAGCCUAAAGAGCGCGCUGCCCGCAGCGGUAAGGGCAUCCUGCGCUCGGCCAGCGGGAGGGCCGACCCCACCCCCGAGGGGCGGGCCCUGAAGGGGGCGGGGCGGCCGGCGCUGCGGAAGGCGGAGAGCGCGCGGGUGAAGGUCCGAGCCGCCUCCACGUCGGACUGCCCCGCCUCCUCCACCCUGCCCCGCGCCAGCAGCGUCAUCUCCACCGCCGAGGGCACCACCCGCAGGACCAGCAUCCACGACUUCCUGUCCAAGGACGCCCGGUCGCCCGUCUCCGUCGACCCCGCCCCCGCCGGCGGCCAGGCCACGCCCAGUGAGUACCUCCCGGAUCCACACCCCUGCAAGCGCCCCCCGCCCCUGACCAAAUCGGCCAGUGUCCCGGGCUCCGCCCCCAGCUCCUCCCCCUGGCUCUUUAGCCCCUCCUUCACCGUAGACUCUCUCUUUACGGACACCAUCUUCGGCGAGCCCACACCCGGCCCUGCCGCUAAGAGCCACGCCCUCCUGUCACUCAACACCUCCCUGGUCAGCGACAUCACCGGCCCACGCCCAAACCCCACCCCCGGCCCCGCCCCCUGCACCCACACCCCGGGACGGGAGCCCGGGGCGAACGCGGCCCCCGGGCAGCCCCCCCACCGCACUAACGGUGAUGUCACCACUCCUGAUCACAUGAUUCCCGACCCCCAAUCCCGGGCCACGUCCCCUGAGGAGCCGGCGCCCCUGUGGUACGAGUAUGGCUGCGUUUGACCCGGCCGCCGCGUCCCCGAACCGACCCCACAUCCCGCCAAAUCCCCUGCUUCGGGACGUUUGGCGAGAAGUGGGGCGGGCCCACCUGCAUGUUUGGGAAAGACUGGCGCCUCUCAGCUUGCUUGAAUGAUUGAGAAAUCACUCUUCUCCUGAUCUGUGCUGUCAGGUGUGUGGGACUAUCCUCUGUCUAAAACCCCAUUUCCCCUCUGACUCAGCGAAUGACCUCACCCCCAUGAUCCACCUGUGAUGUUUCCUUUGUAAAUAUCUCAUACGUCUCUGUUAACCAUGCGGAUCCAGCAAAUAUGUCAAUUCAUCUGUUAAUCUGCUCAUGCUUUGACAAUUGAUUCUUUUUUAAUUCACUCAUUUUAUUUGCAUUGUAAUUUUGUUAUUUUUAUUCAUUUUUAACUGGCUUAUUACAUACAGAAUAGUGUGUAUCUAGCAUGAUUAUUUUGAUAAUUAUUUAUGAUAAUGCAACUCAUAAAUAACAAAUUCAGCAUAAAAAGCUGUAGAUUUGCUAAGGUGUUCAUAUCGUCAGUUAUAGAAGGGUAGGAGAGACAGAGGUAGUUUUGGCUUAAAUGUGACACUUUUCAAUAUUGAAAAAUCACACAUACUGUACAGAACCGGUAGUGUGACGGUUGGUAUCACUAAACGGUUAACAUGGAAAGCGAACUGAUAAAUUUAAUGUAAUUAAUGCCAAAAAACAAUAAUUUAUAAGAAUAUGAAAGGCUAAUUACUUUAAUACCAUCUUUUUCAACAACACAAAGUAUGAUAGCUUUAAAAAUGUUACACUUUGAGUCCCGGUAUUGGUGCUGAUAGAAACAGUCUGUCUGAAGUAGCUGUUUACAGGCAUUAAUGUGCUAAAAGUUCUGGAAUUUUCUUGCCUUUAAGUAUAAACGCUUGUGGAACGAGCUGGAAUCUCUAAGGGCCCUGAUGGUGUGUCAUAUUAAGGUCAUUUUAAGGGCUGACUCACACGUCUGUAUACGUGGCUUCUGGGAAAAGAUGAUGACAUCUAGGUUCUGUUCAUAAGGCUCACAAUUUGUUUUUUAAAAUGUACAUAAUCUACUUACGCUCUGAUUUGUCUUGGGGACAGAAGCAUAUUGUUUAAUGUUAAGUUAUACAACCAAAUUAAACUCGAGUUUAUGAGCUA
Messenger RNA from Anguilla rostrata (American eel), 7813 nucleotides. Its product is annotated as girdin-like. Lineage: Eukaryota; Metazoa; Chordata; Actinopteri; Anguilliformes; Anguillidae. Gene Ontology annotation, cellular component: cytoplasm; centrosome. The record is from RefSeq and is a predicted model, not a curated record. Gene Ontology annotation, biological process: cytoplasmic microtubule organization; cytoskeleton-dependent intracellular transport. The coding region runs from base 850 to 6666 and encodes 1938 amino acids. Gene Ontology annotation, molecular function: dynein light intermediate chain binding; microtubule binding. The transcript is spliced from 31 exons.